Messenger RNA from Stereum hirsutum FP-91666 SS1, 1647 nucleotides. RefSeq names its product glutamate decarboxylase. Gene Ontology annotation, molecular function: pyridoxal phosphate binding; glutamate decarboxylase activity. Bases 1 to 1647 code for a protein of 548 amino acids. The record is from RefSeq and is a predicted model, not a curated record. The transcript is spliced from 13 exons. Gene Ontology annotation, biological process: L-glutamate catabolic process. Lineage: Eukaryota; Fungi; Basidiomycota; Agaricomycetes; Russulales; Stereaceae. Gene Ontology annotation, cellular component: cytosol.
AUGGCUCUCUCUAAGCACGUCAACCCCGACCGGCUCAUUCAACAGUCCAAGGACCACAAAAACCACCACCAUCUAACCAAGUCCAACCCCGACACUCUCAGCCACGCAUACGGGGCUCGAUACGGCACUAGUUCGAUCCCAAAAUACAAAAUUCCGACCAAGGGAGCUAAUGCUCAAGCGUCAUAUCAACUUAUCCACGAUGAACUCUCGCUUGACGGUUCUCCGCUAUUGAAUUUGGCGUCUUUUGUGCAUACGUGGAUGCCAGAAGAAGCUGAUAAACUCAUGCAAGAGAACAUGUCAAAGAACUUGAUCGACCAGGACGAGUACCCCAUGACUCAGAAUAUCCACACCCGCUGCAUCUCCAUCCUUGCAGACCUCUGGCAUGCACCAUCCUCUCAUCAGGCUGUUGGAACGGCCACCACUGGCUCCUCGGAGGCCGUCCAGCUUGGUGGUCUUGCCAUGAAGAGAAUCUGGCAAGAAAAUCGCAAGAAGGCGGGCAAAUCUAUCCACGAGCCGGGACCCAACAUUGUCAUGGGCAGUAAUGCUCAAGUUGCUUUGGAGAAGUUCGCGAGGUACUUCGAGGUUGAGAUGCGCCUGGUCCCUGUCUCUGUGGAGAGUAAGUACAGGCUUGACCCCAAGAAGGCUAUGGAUUACGUGGACGAAAACACCAUCGGUGUUUAUGUCAUCCUGGGCAGCACUUACACAGGUCACUACGAGCCAGUCAAGGAGAUGUCAGACUUGUUGGACGAGUAUGAAGCCAAAACUGGCCAUUUCGUCCCUAUCCACGUUGACGGUGCUUCUGGAGCAUUUGUGGCACCUUUCGCCAACCCCAAACUCCCCUGGGACUUCAAGCUGCCCCGUGUCGUUUCCAUUAACACAUCUGGCCACAAGUUUGGCCUUGCCUAUGUCGGUGUCGGCUGGAUCAUUUGGCGUGAUCAAGCACACCUACCCAAGGAUCUCAUCUUCGAACUUCACUACCUCGGCUCUGUCGAGUACUCCUUCUCUUUGAAUUUCUCUCGGCCCGCCGCACCUAUCAUCGCGCAGUACUUCAACUUCUUGCAUCUUGGAUUCGAGGGUUACCGCAAUGUGGCGCUUGCGGAUUUGAAGAAUGCGAGGACGCUUUCGAGGGCUUUGGAGAACAGCGGGUACUACUUCGUCUUGAGCGAUAUCCAUCGCAAGAUCGAGCAGGAAGGGGGAGUGACUGGAGCUGCGAAGCAAGCUCUGGCCGCACUUGAUGAUGAAGAUAUCGAGAACUACGUACCUGGUCUUCCCGUCGUCUCGUUCCGUUUCUCGGAUGGCUUCAAGCAGAAGUACCCGGACAUACAACAGAAGUGGAUUCAAACCCUUCUUCGCACGAAGGGAUGGAUUGUGCCCAAUUACGAGUUGUCACCAGACCUUGAUCAAGUAGAAAUUCUCCGUGUUGUCGUCAGAGAGAACAUGACUGAGGCUCUCAUCGAUCGACUUGUCGCAGACCUGAUUGAGGUAACGGAGUCGCUUGCGAAGGAAGACUCUCCGGCACACGCACUGGCCUCUCUUGGAGCUCACACACACCGUCUCUCCAGCCACGAGGACGAACAUGGACGUAUCCAGGAGCAUGAACACAAAGGCGGUCAAGAAUAUUCGGGCACCUAUGCGAAGACAUGUUAG